Messenger RNA from Ornithodoros turicata, 3081 nucleotides. RefSeq names its product cysteine-rich motor neuron 1 protein-like. The record is from RefSeq and is a predicted model, not a curated record. NCBI's taxonomy places the organism in Eukaryota, Metazoa, Arthropoda, Arachnida, Ixodida, Argasidae. Bases 594 to 2684 code for a protein of 696 amino acids. The transcript has 11 exons. Gene Ontology annotation, molecular function: protein binding.
UUCUCACCGGCUGUGUUUUGCGCUGUCGUCUGCUCGGAGUCAGUAUCAGCGCGUUGGAUAAUCUAGAGCUGCGACGUACUCUCUUCGACAUUGGACGGCCCGUGUGUGUUUCAACAUGUGAAAAUUUCGUCUGCCAAAACCACUUUUGGCAUUACGAAGCUGUGGAUUACACUUUCUGUGCGAGUCGUCUGCUACUAAAUUGCGCUUCGUGAUGCUACCGGCAACGUCUUCUGCAAUCCACACUUGCUGGCCUGACUAGUGUUCCGGACAUCUACACAGCACUUCACCUGUGCGUCAUCAAUUUGUUGUUUUACGUUUUAUUUGAGACAGCACAACUCAGCAUGUCUCAUCGUUGACACUUCUUGCGGUGCGCUUCCAGUGAUUCACCAAUAACUGACUGCUCAUGUGACAUUUGUACCUGACACAUCAGCACUCCUUUACUAAUCUCGCUUCCGGUGGAACCGCGGCUUCUUUCCCAACCUCUCAACGUGAUAUCGCGCAACAGCUUUCACACAAUGCCGGAAAUCUGACUCUGAAAGAAAAAGGUCCUUCUCCAAACAUAGGACGAAUAUUCGGCUGCAAAAAAAAUCGCAAUGCUGGCUCAGACGAUCGUCUGCGCCCUUUUGUUAGUCGUCUGUUCCUCGACAGGCGCGGAACCGGCAUCAAACAAGUGUCCGGCGGAUUGUUCGGCAGACAAGCCAUGUCCGGGACACGAAGCGAAAUCGUGUGAAACAUGGACACUAGACAUAUGUGAUUGCUGCAAGGUUUGUGAGUUUGCAACCCAGGGUGAGCCCUGUGGAGGUCCCAGUACCGCAAAGCUGUGCACACUACCUCUGGAAUGCGUAGCAGACGACAGUAUUGGCAGGAUUGCAGACAUCCGCGAGCGUGGCCGUUGCCUAGAGAGGAAUUGUUCCACGAUCGAAUGUCCCGCAUUCACCUGCCCCGAAGACAGCUACGCCCUGCCGAGUGUCGUCUCUUCCGGCCGAUGCUGUCCCCUCCAACAAGGAUGCGCCUGCUUGCCAGGAGACUGUUUGUCGCCCGAUUGUCCUCCGGAUACAAUUCCCAAGUUGGUCAAACGCGGCAACCAAAUACCUGGUUCUUGCUGCGAUACGUACGAAUGCGCGGCCGUGAGCAGCGACGGGUCCUGCCGCGUCGACAAACAGACGUACAAGAACGGUGAAACGUGGCGAAACAAGUGUGGUUCGUGCUCCUGCCGCAACGGCGUCGCAAAUUGUCACGAUUAUCCUUGCAAAGGAGUUGACACGCAUUGUUCCUGGUUGCACAAAGCCGAGGGGGAGUGCUGCCCGCUUUGUCUCGGUUGUCUGACAUCGUCGGGUCGCCAGGUGAACAAUAGUGAGCAAUGGAAGGAGGACGACUGUACAUGGUGCGAAUGCGUCGCUGGUCGAGCAAAGUGCGAAACGCAGAUGUGUGAGACUAAGUGUGUGAAUGCAGUGAAGCAGCCUGGGAUGUGCUGUCCGGCAUGCGAGAAGCCGUCACAGCUCCUCAGUAUCUACCAGCAUCACGGUCCAAACGGAACACAGAUGUGUUCCCAUGGCAACCGCAGCGUCUGGCGCGACAAAUGUCGCCAGUGCGCAUGCCACGACGGUCGAGAAUUCUGCUCUCCGAUUGCCUGUCCUCGGACGUACUGCGAUCACCCAAUACUGGAGCCUGGAUCAUGCUGUCCUAUAUGUCUGAACGAUGCAGCGAGCCCGUUCCAGCAAUCUCCCGCAAGUGCCGCUGUCUGCCAAGGACUGGACGGUCACGUGCACCGCGAGGGAGACACCUGGUGGCUGGACGACUGCACGCAGUGCGUCUGUAUCGAGGGCUUAGCGCUGUGCGACUCAGCUCCCUGUCCCGCAGCACCGUGUGCGAACCCUGUGAAGAAGCCCGGUCAAUGCUGCGCAGCUUGUGCAGACAAUGACCACCUGGGAAGCAAUCAUUCCAAUCAACUACCGUGUUCCAACGGCAUGAAACACGGCCAGACGUGGCGUCCAGAACCCUGCCUCAGCUGCAUCUGCCGAGCGGGGAAGGAACACUGUUACCGAGACAUGUGUCCGGUGCUCUCGUGUCUUGAGCCUCUGUUCUUCAAGGACAAAUGUUGCCCUGCGUGUCCAGCGCCUGCUUCGAAGUCAUCGAUAAACUGCCACACAGACGGCAAGAUGUAUCAAGAUGGUGCUCUGUGGGCACCGGACAACUGCAAGCGUUGUCACUGUGUUAGCGGGCAAGUGAAAUGUUUCGAGAUGGGUUGUCAACAUGAUCUCUGCCGUUCCAGCGGCCACACGUCUGGCUGCUGCGCUCAUUGCCCAGAAGUAGUAUCCAACAAAUUUGGCCAAUGCACUCUGGGCAGCCUAACGUUCGCCGACGGCGAACACCGCGCUCUGGAUAACUGCAACCGCUGUCAGUGCGACAGGGGUCGGCUUCGGUGCCAGGAGACGAUGUGUCCCCAGGACUUCUGUCGAACUCGCAACCAUUCGUCUGGAAACUGCUGCAUGCAAUGUCCAGAACUCGAGCGUCAAGGUACCCGCGAGCGUGCCGGUUUCAUCACGGCGGUGGUGGUCCUUGUGGGCGUGCUUGCCAUCAUGGGGAGCUACACUUUCUACCUGUGGAGAAAGCACGUUGUGAAGGGCUACGCUCGCCCGGUGCAGCAACCGGCCUACAAGAAGACAGCCAAUGGAUACGUCUGAAUGCGUGUGAUAUACAACCUUUAAAGAAAAAAAAAGUAUUUAUGCCAAAGGUCAAAGUGAGAGACAGAUAGUCUUUCGCGCGAUGGACGAACAAAUCGGAAGAGGACCAAUCGAAGGAACGGUUCUCACACUGAAACCGGUGUGAGAACCAGGUGUGUUUGUGUGCGUGAGUGUGCUGUCGAUGAUGGAUUCAGUGUGCGAGUCUAGACGGCUCAGUUUUUAAGAGGCUUAUUUUUUAUUCUUUUAAGGAUGUAUAUGAAGCAUCGGGGGUGGGGAGACAAGAUGUAUGUACCUAUUUACGGUGUGAGACAAAUGUAUGUACAGGAUUCAAAUUGCAUGGUGUUUCUUUUAGUUUUUAAGAAUGCACGGAAUAAACGUAAACAUGAUUACGUACAUA